UUGUGGUCAUUUUUCAUACACCUGUACACACCAUGAAGCCGGGCCUGGAUAAUUGGGUGGAUAUUUUGAUUAUCACCCUCUACUUUGUUUUUGUGAUGCUAGUUGGGCUUUGGUCCAUGUGUAGAAAAGAGAGAAAUACAGCAAAAGGUUACUUUCUGGCGGGUCGCUCUAUGAAAUGGUUUCCAAUCGGUGCAUCAUUAUUUGCGAGCAAUAUUGGAAGCGAGCAUUUCAUUGGUCUGGCUGGCAGUGGGGCGGCCGGUGGAAUUGCUGUCGUAGCUUUCGAAUGGGGCGCAGCACUGUGUCUUCUUCUGUUAGGAUGGGUUUUUCUUCCUGUUUAUUUGUCUUCUGGGUUGUUUACCAUACCUGAAUAUCUCGCCCGGCGGUUUGGUGGAAACCGACUUAGAAUCUACCUUAGCAUUCUGGCAUUAUUCUUAUACAUAUGCACCAAAAUCUCGGUUGACAUAUACGCUGGGUCAGUGUUUGUCCAGCAGGCGUUGGGAUGGAAUACUUAUAUAUCAAUAGCAGCCAUACUAGUGGUCACUGCCGUUUAUACCGUUGUAGGUGGAUUAGCUGCGGUUAUCUUCACAGACACAUUACAAACCAUUAUCAUGUUGAUUGGUUCCGUUGUCUUGGCCAUUUUGGGCUUUGUAAAGGUGGGAGGUAUGAAUGGGCUUAUGGUCAAAUAUUUCGAAGCUGUUCCAACAAGACAUGGAAUGUUGUACUUAAACAAUACUAAUAUGUCUGAUGUGACGUAUUUCAAUUCAACCAAUAACAGCACCUGUGGUCUGCCUCGUGCUGACGCUUUCCAUAUUCUGAGAGAUCCUUUGACCUCUGACUUACCAUGGCCUGGUGUCUUGAUCCGAUCUACGUUUGUAUCAAUGUGGUACUGGUGUGCUGAUCAGGUCAUUGUACAACGUGUGUUAGCAGCAAAAAACAUCGGACACGCAAGGGGAGCUACUAUUAUGGCUGGAUAUCUAAAGUUCUUACCACUGUUUCUUAUAAUUAUGCCCGGAAUGAUUAGUAGAGUAUUAUUUCCAGAUACUGUAGGGUGUGCUGAUCGAGAGACCUGUAUGAAUGUUUGUGAAAAUCCCACUGGUUGUUCAAAUAUUGCAUACCCUCAGCUCAUUUUAGGAUUAGCUCCAAUAGGACUGCGCGGCUUGAUGAUGGCAGUGAUGAUGGCUGCUCUGAUGAGUUCGUUGACGUCAGUGUUCAACAGCGCCGCCACCGUAUUCACCAUGGACAUAUGGAGACGUGUGCGAAAAAGUGCGACUGAAAGAGAACAGCUUAUUGUCGGAAAGAUAUUUGUGCUUAUUUUGGUGGGAAUAAGCAUCCUGUGGAUUCCUUUGAUUCAGGCUGCCCAACAGGGACAGCUGUUUCUCUACAUACAGGCUCUAACUGGUUAUAUAGCUCCACCUAUUUGUUCUGUAUUUCUACUGGCAAUAUUUGUACCCAGGGUGACCGAAAAGGGUGCCUUCUGGGGCAUGUUGGUGGGUCAAAUAAGCGGGCUAAUAAGGAUGGUUCUAGACUUUGUGUAUCCCUCACCAGGCUGUGGCGAACCAGAUAACCGUCCAGCCGUUGUUGCCAAAGUCCAUUUCACGUAUUUUGCCGCCCUGAUUUUGGUUCUUACUGCUUUGAUUGUAAUUGUUGUUAGUCUUUUAGAGAAGCCAAAGAAAAACAACUCGAUAAAAGGAUUGACAUAUUGGACAGUUGAGCCCGUAAGGCCUCCACCGAAGGAAACAUUUAUUCCAGAAACCGUCUUGAAUGAUGAAGAAGUAUCAAUCCAAGAAAGUGACGACAAAUAUGUAACUUAUCCGAUGAAAGACAUUGUAAAUGAGGCUUACCACAGCGACGAGAGUGUCGAAGAACAGGUGAACACAUCUCACUAUGAAGAUAAAUUGAAAGACGAAAUAAACCAAGUCCAGGUUCAGACGACCAAUUCUACUAGUGUUGAAAGGGAACGUCCUGCUUUAAGAAGGACGAAGUCAAACCGUGAUGCCGUGUUCGACAAAGUGAUCAGACAGAGUCAAACAGAAGAGACGGUUACAGAGUAUAGAGUGGAAAACGGACCCGAAACAACUGAUACAGGAAAGGAAGAGACGGGGGAACCUGGAGAAAAAACAGUGGAGUUAAGAAAUAAAAGGAUUAGAGUAAAAAAAAGUUCCUAUGCUAGCGACAUGUCACUGGAGAUCCAUUCAGAAUUCUUAAAGAGAAAGAGUGAGGUGGAGAAAGCCCAAGAGUUAGAAAAGAUUGAGGAGCUUAAAAGACAGGCGGAAAUGGAGAGACAGCGUGAGCUGGAACGCCAACGGGAAAUAGAAAGACAGCAGGAACUGAAACGGUUAAAAGAAAUAGAAAUACAGAAGGAGCUGGAAAGAAUGCAAGAGUUACAAAGGAUUCAGGAAAUCAAACGUAAGGAAAUGGAGAGGAAAAGAGAAAUCGAGGCUCAAAUGAAGAAAGAUAGCAAAGACCAAGUUCAAACCCUGCUGAGAAAUAAACUGUACAUUAGUUCUAAAUUUGACUUCUUCCUAAAUCUGAAUGCCGUCAUCCUUCUCUGUGUGUUUGUAUUCUUGUACUGCAUUUUUGCAUGA
Saccostrea echinata is the source of this 2585-nucleotide messenger RNA. RefSeq names its product sodium/mannose cotransporter SLC5A10-like. The transcript has 15 exons. NCBI's taxonomy places the organism in Eukaryota, Metazoa, Mollusca, Bivalvia, Ostreida, Ostreidae. Gene Ontology annotation, biological process: transmembrane transport. Gene Ontology annotation, cellular component: plasma membrane. Gene Ontology annotation, molecular function: D-glucose:sodium symporter activity. The coding region runs from base 33 to 2585 and encodes 850 amino acids. The record is from RefSeq and is a predicted model, not a curated record.